Biomphalaria glabrata is the source of this 4794-nucleotide messenger RNA. Its product is annotated as adhesive plaque matrix protein-like. Gene Ontology annotation, molecular function: actin binding; muscle alpha-actinin binding. Gene Ontology annotation, biological process: actin cytoskeleton organization; muscle structure development. NCBI's taxonomy places the organism in Eukaryota, Metazoa, Mollusca, Gastropoda, Planorbidae. The coding region runs from base 216 to 2315 and encodes 699 amino acids. The transcript has 11 exons. The record is from RefSeq and is a predicted model, not a curated record. Gene Ontology annotation, cellular component: Z disc; stress fiber; filamentous actin.
UCCUCCUUCCUGCGAGUCUCUGGGUGAGUUGUUCCGUGUGCCAGUUCACCUUUUGCCGGAGCAGAGACCUGUCUUCGCUCUAACCUUUUUUUUUUCUAUUUGGGGGCAAUGGCGUGAUUCGCACCCGCAGUGUUCUAAGCAGGACAAAACUCCAGAGGCAGUCGACGACCGACACCAUUGAUUAGGGAAAGAGUGUUUGACCGAAGUGUCCGAACAUGGUGGGAUCAAGACUAAAUGUCCACUUGUACCGUGAUUCUUUCAAUACUCCUUGGGGAUUUCGGCUUCAAGGUGGGAAGGAUCUAAAUCAACCACUUGUGGUACAAAGGGUAUUUUCCAACAGUCCAGCAGAAGGCGAGCUCCAGAGGGGUGACAUUAUACUAUCCAUCAACAGCCGAGACGCCUCCCAGCUUACCCACAAACAAGCACAGGACCUUAUUAAACACGGCGGAGGUCAGGUCCAGUUAGUUGUAAACAGGCCACCACCGGGCACCCAGAUAGCUCCACUGUCACCCCCCAUAGUAACACAGAGACCAAGGGCGCCAUCACUGCAGAGCCCCUCCACAGACGCCCCGCCUUCUCGUUCCCUAACCAUUGUUGUGGCCCAGCCCUCCCAGCAAGCCCAGAGGCGCCCAGUACCCGUCAUGCAGCCCCUGCAUGUCCAAGCGCCCGUGUCGCCGCAGUACCAAAGACAGCGCUCUUCACAGAGCCAACCCCCGACCACCCCGACUCCCGUGCCCCCAUGGGCGGCCCAGCAGUUCGAACCCAAAAAGGUCUCCAAGUUGUCGAAGCUUGGAGGAGGUGGCCAGAGCUUUGGUACAGAUUACUGCACCUUACCUCGCCGUACAUCAUCGGCCCACUACGGCGGCAGAUAUCCCACUCAGAGCCAGAGCAGUGACUUCCCUGAAAAUGUCGAGCCUGACCGCCUUGCCACGGGCCCACCCCCUAAAGUCUGCAGUCUUCGCAAACUUGGGGGAGGGGGGUUCGACUUUGGAACCACUUUCGGAUCCGCAACUCUUCCUAGACGAAACAAUGGACGUCGCUACUCGCAACCUCCCAGCAUGCCUGGUUCCUCCGGGUACCAGCCUAAAAAGGUCAACCUGAGCAAACUUGGCGGCGGUGGACCAGAGUUCGGAUCCGACUUUAGCCACAGGGGAUACGCUGAUGGCUACGGCCAGACGGCUGCCCAGAGAUAUGAGCCUAGCAGAGAUAGUGAGAAAUCAGUUAUGUUGAAUAGAGUUCACUCGAGCCUAGACACAAUCACACUGUCGCCAAGGACUCCAGAGGUGCAGCCCUCAUCUCCAUUCUACCAGCCUAGCUACCAGUCACAGCCGAGCUACCAGUCACAACCGAGCUACCAGGCGUCGCAGCCCAGCUACCAGCCGCAGCCGAGCUACCCAUCCCCGCAGCAGACGUACACACCAACGGGGCUCCUCCUGGAACAGCAGCGUCUCCAGGAGCAACAGCAAGAGGACGAGGGUGAGGCGAUAGUGCCAGUGUGGGAACGACGCCGACAGUUUCAAGGGGCAACCCAACAGCCGGGAGUGAGAACUCCACUCAACAAGCCGCCACCUAAAGUCCCUAAGCCACGCCCAGGACCUACAAGCUAUGGCGAUUUCGGAACCACCUACGGCCCAACCCCCAAGAAGACGACCUCCACCAACUGGCGCCCUGCACCCACAUUCAAGCCCACUCCGGCACCGGUCUCAGCCCAGCCUGCUACGUACACUCCCAUUUCUGUGCAGUACGCGCCCAAGCCGUCGCCACCAGCUCAGUCACAAGUACCAGGACAGAACCCAUCUUCUUGGAGAGCACCUGAAGGCGACAGUGGCCCAGCCUGGAAAAACACACUGAAAGCCACGGGCGUUAAGCCGUGGGAGCAGGAAACCGGCUACGCCCUUCAACAGGAGCCUGUCAGGUCUGUUGGCUAUCAUCCCACCCCAGCCCCCAACGCCGCGCCUUUCAGCCCCAUCCCCGUGGGAGAGCAAAACGGCUCUGAGAACGGACCAAAAGUUGUCCACCUUCAGUACAACUCCCCAAUGGGACUGUACUCCAACCAGAACGUGGCGGAGACCCUGCAAGGCCAGACCUUGGCUCUAGCGGGACAGACUCCUAAGCCCCCGCCACCUGCUACCAAUCAGUCAGGUGAGAGAGACUGGAGUCAGUCAGCUGUUCUGAAGUUUAUCACCCAGGAAGAAAGCAGGGGCAAGCCCAAAGCUCCGCCCGCUGUAUCUCCCAAACCUAAGCUUUACAGUCCAGGGCAAAGUCAAGCAGCGCCCCAGAACUACUACGAAGAAAUCGGCGCCUCAGACUUCUAGACGCCCGGGCAGACCCAUCACAGCGACCUUGACCUUUCACUACAUUGGCAGACUUGGUUUGCUACGCUAUGUCGUCUCCAGCAGUUUAAAAGCAGUCGAGACACGAAUCACAAGAAAAGCUUAACACCAACGAGAAUAGAGAAUAAUUGUUUGUAUUUGUUGUUGUUGUAAAACAUUAUCUUGUAGAUAGACUGGGUUUUAGAAUUCAAACAAACAACGCUUAAAUUUAAAGUUUUCGUAAAGAUGUUUUUCACCAAAAAAGAAGGUCUCUAGCCAGAAGAAGCCUCACCACGUGACCAUAACUAACUUGAACUGUCAUUGAACUAAUGAUCAUAUCAUGAAAGAUUUGUCACGAUUUCUAUCCCGUCAUCCCAUGAACUAACAUUUUGUUGAGUCAACUAACUAGAUCUAGAACAUUCUGGUAGUUACAAUUCUUUAACCUGAUGUAACGGAAAUGGUGUAACAACGAACUUAUUUAUGGCAGUGUUUCCAAUGUUUAUAGACAUUUAUGAUUUGAUCUAGACCAAACAGCCUUUGAAUUAAUUGAGAACAAAAUGUGCUUUUUAUAAUAGAUGAUCGAAUCCUGAAAUGACCACAGAUAUCUGACUUGAACAAAAAUCAAUACAUUGAUCAAAUGGUGCACCAUACAUAUUUUAACGCUAAAUUUUCAGAUGUACCUAUCAUUUAGGCAUUCAAAUAACCUAGCAUGGUCACUCUCUACUGGUCUACAUCGUGUACUGUACAUACCUUAUUUCUGUACUAACUGAGUAGAUCUAGUUCUCUAGUUCAUCACAGAAGCUAUUAACAAUUAUGUGUGCCUUAGAUCUUUUACAAUUACUAUUUAAUUUCUUUCUUUCUUUCUUGUUUCCACUCACUGGACUUGUAAUAAUUCGACUGUAUUAAGUUGUGUGUGUGUGUUCAGUUCUAGGCUGGUGAUAUGUGCAAUACUUUAGUUCUAUGAUCAUAUCAGAUGACAAUACUCGAGAUUAUUACAAUGUUUUAAUCUGUUUUAAUUUUUCUUAAAUUUUGAUAAUAACUCUGUGUGUCCCCGUGACACUGUUGUACAUCCACGUCUGUAAAGUAGCUAUUUAUAGUUUAAAUAAAUUUGGCUUGAAAGUCACAGAAGUGUCAGUGUCAGAAGUGUCAAGUGUCCAAGACACGGCAAACAAGUUUAGUAUCAACUCGAGACACUUCUGUUAAAAUGCUGUAAAAAUGACACUAUUUAUAGACGAUUUAACAUCGUUAGAUGUGUGCAUCUGAUAACACCAUUAUUCAAAUGACAAUAUUUUAGACAAUUUCACAACAUCGAAAGAUGUGUGUAUUAAUCCAAAUGUGAUACUGCUGACGUCUGUUGAUGAAGCUGUAAUUGCAAGCUAAUUACAAAGUCGAAGUGACCGUUUGAAAAAGAAUUUGAAAAGUGCUUUUAAUUUGUUAAUGAAUUUGAAAUAAUUAGUCUAAUAGUGUGGCUGGCAAUCCAACAAAACUAAACAAAAAUACACCAGCACGGCAUGUUCAUGAACUCAAAGAUCCGGUCUGCCUACACUUCGACUUUGUCUUUAGCAGCAAUAAAAUCUUGACUUGUUUAUAUCUUUUUUUUUUUUUUUGCUUAGUAUUAUUAACUGAGAAUUACAAAUUUUAACAUUAGAAUUCUUUAUGUACUCUGUGACGGUCUCAAAGAUAAAUAUGUUUCUAAAAAAGGAUUUUUUAAAAGUCCCUUUUUAGAUUUAAUGUUUUUAACUGCAAAAAUGUAAAAAUAUAUGAAAAUAAACUUGGUGUAUUUCAGUUUCAAAAGUUUAAUGUCAGUAAGAUGCAAUUGUUUUUUGUUUUUUUUUUAUCGUUGGUAGUUUUUCGUAUUGUUUAAAAAACAUUUUGUUUGUUAACCUUUGUUUAUAUUAAUGUCUUAUUUCAUGAGUCUGUCAGAGGUUCGCACUCUUUCAGCCAUGAAUCAAACAUCAAUCGAGCUGUGAACCUGUACGAAUACUUUAUUUAUAUUUUGAAUGAUCUACUUUGACCUUGACCCCUUGUUUGUUGAUUCGCCGCCUUUGUUAUGUAGAAAUGUGAAAUGUAUGAUAUAGCUAUUUCAAAGUCGCCACAUCAGUCUAAUGUAGUAGUCAUUUUGAGUGUGAUCUAACCUCCUGUCAUGUAUACUUGCCUUUCAUAUGAGUAUGGACAAAACUAUUACAAGAAAUGUUUUAAUUUAUUUUGUCAUAAUAGAGAAUUUAAUUUGUCAUAGACAACCCAUCCUGGAGCUUAAAGUAGAUUAAUCCCUUUUUUGCUUUAUAAGAAUUGCUAUCUUUAUCAGUAUUAUUGUAAUUUUAGUCUGCUGAGCGAACUUUUUUUUUUCAUUUACCAAGAGUUGUGUGCCUUGCUGUUGCACUUCAAAUGUUAUGAAACUUUAUUUGUAAUGAUAGUCUCCCCUUUUUUCAGUUGUGCUUCCGUCCUAUCCAGAAAUAAAAAACACUGUGAUUGUACGGUCCAA